Messenger RNA from Aspergillus novofumigatus IBT 16806, 938 nucleotides. RefSeq names its product DJ-1/PfpI family protein. NCBI's taxonomy places the organism in Eukaryota, Fungi, Ascomycota, Eurotiomycetes, Eurotiales, Aspergillaceae. The record is from RefSeq and is a predicted model, not a curated record. The transcript has a single exon. The coding region runs from base 23 to 679 and encodes 218 amino acids.
AAAAAGACUAAGCCCAUUCAAAAUGCCACCCAUUCGUUUCGGAAUCUUAAUGGUUCCUUACCAAACCCUCGACGUCGCCGGGCCAGUGGACAUCCUCUCCUCAUGCUCGCGACCGUACCUCGAAGUCAUGGAACGGGACGGUCUGGUCUCCAAGAACACUGCAGCUGCCGGCCUUGAUAUUGAAUUUUACUACGUUGGUAAUGAGCUGAAGCCCGUCCAACAUACCGGCAGCCUUCAGGCACUACCGACAACCACCUGCGACACAUGUCCACCUCUUGACUAUCUAUUAAUCGGUGGACCGUCGCCGGGCUACCGCCUUCCGGAGUGUUUUGAAUCAUUCAUUCGACGUCGAUCCCAGGAGGUCAAGGCAAUUUUCACAACCUGCACAGGCGCUCUGCUGCUGGCCCAAACGGGGAUACUUGAUGGCCGUGAUGCCACUGUCAACCACGUGCUUCUGCCACAAGCCCGGCUACUGUACCCGAAAGUCCAUUGGAAUGACUCCCAACUGUGGGUCACAGACGGAUGCUUCUGGACUGCCUCUGGGGCAUGCGCGGGGAUGGAUAUGUUUGCGCACUGGGUAAUGGAAAAUUGCCAUCCUCAGGUUGUCAAGGCCAGCUUCAUGAUACUGGACUAUACACCCAGAGACAUCCACAGGCAGCAUUUGACUACAAUUCAGUGAAGCAAGAGGCAUCCUUUCUCUUGUGUAGUUAUCAGGGAACUGCGAUCCAUGGGGUGAUGCUUUCCCCUGUACCCCAGACAAUCUGGGUGUACAACCAGUAUUUCAACUCUUCUCUUUUCUUCGUGCCGCUCCUUGCUGCUCUGGUGUUUAAACAUAAACAUACGACAGAUUGGUGAUAUGACCAUAUUGUGAUUUCUGUGGCAAACGUCUGUUCCUUCAAAUGGGAGUAAUGUCUUGAGAAAUAGAGUGUCAAUCAACA